Amphibalanus amphitrite is the source of this 634-nucleotide messenger RNA. RefSeq names its product macrophage migration inhibitory factor homolog. Gene Ontology annotation, molecular function: phenylpyruvate tautomerase activity. Lineage: Eukaryota; Metazoa; Arthropoda; Thecostraca; Balanomorpha; Balanidae. Bases 103 to 468 code for a protein of 121 amino acids. The record is from RefSeq and is a predicted model, not a curated record. The transcript is spliced from 3 exons.
UGGACAACCUCUCGUUGGUUUCAGGCAGCAUCCACGUUGUUCAGUGUAGUUCGCUGACAGAAUUCUGACAGGAUCACGUGCCCUAGCUGAAGGUCUUCAACCAUGCCAGUUCUAGAAAUUGACACGAAUGUGCCUCAAGAGAAGAUCACUCCAGAGGUUGUACAGAAUCUUACGAAACUCCUGAGCGAGAUGCUGGGACUUGGCUUAGAGUGGUUCCCGGUCGUUUUCCGGCCCAACCCUCUCAUGAUGUGGGGAGGCACGUCAGAACCCUGCGCUGUUUGUCGGCUGACAUCUGUCAACAACAUCGAUGAAGAGGCCAACCGCAAACACACAGAGAAACUCUUCAACUUCAUGAAGGAGCAUCUCGGAAUACCGGGGAACAGGAUGUACAUCCUCUACACCAGUCCGUCCGCUGACGACGUUGGACAUAAGGGAGUUCUCAUCUCUGACCUGAGGAAGGCAAAAUAGAGCCACACAACACUGAAAUGACGUCACAGGAUCCAAUAUCUGACGUCAUUGGUCGACGCUGUCCGACAUUGGCCGGCAGUGUGAUGACGUCACUGGUCAGUGGUCGACAGUGUGAUGAUGUUACUGGUCGGCAAUGUGAUGACGCCAUUGAUCAGCUGGUUAUGGC